AUGGCAUCACUUUCAUUUAAACAGCGCGAAGGCCUUCUUGAAGGGCCAGCAGGUCCUCCUCCUCCGGAAGUGUACCCUAACUUUGUUAAUCCUCCCAAUCUGCAGGCCGUCGGGCGGGGUAUUAUCUUGAUCGGCUGGAGUCUGGCGUUUAUCUGUUUUGCUAUUCGCACCUACACCAGGGCUUUCAUUAUUCGGCACUUCAAUAUAUCUGACUACGCGAUGAUUCUGGCUUGGGCAUUAUCCAUCGCCUACUUUCCUGUAGCCUGGAUAAUUGGAGACAUUGCCCCAGGUAUAGACCAGUGGAACCUACAACUGAAGGGUUUUAUCUCCUUAUUAUACUGGUUCCACAUUGGCCUCAUCCUCUAUUCCAUCUGCAUCUUCUUCAUCAAACUCUCCAUUCUGCGGCAAUUCCUGGAGGUCUUCAGCCUAACGCAAGACUACUUCUUCUGGACCUGUCACUGCUUAGUUUGGUUGAAUCUCAUCUACUAUACCAUCCUUACCUUCACCGUGAUAUUCUCCUGUCGCCCGAUCUCAAAGGCCUGGGAUGUCCUGAUAACAAACGGCACAUGCCUUAAUACGGAAGUACAGAUUGUCAUCGCUGGAAUUAUCAAUACCUUGUCUGACCUGAUCAUCCUUGUCCUUCCUCAUUUGAAAAUCUGGAAACUCCAAAUGUCUCCACGAAGGAAGAGGGCUGUUUCCGUAGUGUUUUUGUUUGGGAUUAUAGCCUGCACCGGGGCAGCCCUCAAAAUCCACUACGGCCUCCAGCUGUACAACACAACCAACAACACCUCCUACCAGCUCUACCUCCUGGGCCUGUGCACAAUCCCCGAGAUCUCAGGCGGCAUCAUCGCAGGUUGUCUCCCGUCGGUGCCAAGAUUCUUCCAGCACACAAUGCAAACGCCUCUUGUUUCGAGCUGGAAGGUCUCGUUGAGCAGGCUUAUCUCGGUGUCAGCGUCUCUGACAUCUUCGUCCCUGGGUCCAGAGGUGGCGCCGGAGAAGAAGGAGCCAAAGCCGAAGCACUUCUUUGGUAGUGCUGAUUCGCUCGAUGAACGGUACCCACCCUAA
This is a messenger RNA of Aspergillus affinis, 1065 nucleotides long. RefSeq lists its product as uncharacterized. Lineage: Eukaryota; Fungi; Ascomycota; Eurotiomycetes; Eurotiales; Aspergillaceae. The record is from RefSeq and is a predicted model, not a curated record. The transcript is spliced from 5 exons. Bases 1 to 1065 code for a protein of 354 amino acids.